Molecule: messenger RNA, 4391 nt
Organism: Setaria italica (foxtail millet)
Lineage: Eukaryota; Viridiplantae; Streptophyta; Magnoliopsida; Poales; Poaceae
Product: putative disease resistance protein RGA1
Exons: 4
Coding region: 135-3992 (1285 amino acids)
Biological process (GO): defense response to fungus; DNA integration
Molecular function (GO): protein binding; ADP binding; nucleic acid binding
Source: RefSeq, a predicted model, not a curated record
AAUUGUCCGGCCACGUAGCCGGCAACGCAGCAAUGUUGACGCCCUGGAGCAAUAAUGUUGUAUUUCACAACCUCUGUUGACGCGCUUCUCUGCACACACCAUUCUACACACCGCGUUCUCAGAGCUCUGCAGCCAUGUUAGGGAGCUUAGCUGGAUCGCUCACUUCCGCCGUCGUUGGCAUCGCGAAAGAUAAGUUAGCGGCCGCCAUCGUGGAGCAGGCCAAUUCGCUGUGGAACUUCGGCGACGACCUGGAGGACAUGAACUCGAUGCUAGAGACCAUCUCAGCGGCGCUCCAGGAUGCUGAGAGGCGGUCGGCCAAGGAGAAGUUGGUGCAGCUGUGGCUCAAGCAGCUCAAGCAUGCUGCCUUAGAAAUUGCCGACAUGCUCGAAGACUACCAAGACAAUAGCGAGCGGUUAACUGCAAAGAAGCCAGGAGUGCUUUCAUGGAUGAAGAGCAUGAGAGAAGAGCUGAGGAAAAUCAACAAGGACUUUCGGGAUUUUAAUUUCUCAGAGAGUGGCACUUGCACAUCUCUUGAGCGACAUGACGAGGAUCGUGAAACAUCAUCACGUUUGCCUGAAGAACCAAUUGGGAGGAAUAGAGAAAAGCAGGAAAUCAUCAACCUCUUAUCCGCAGGUACCAAGAAUGAUGAGACUGUGAUUGUUUCCAUCCAUGGCCUUGGAGGUAUAGGCAAGAGUACUUUGGCACAACUAAUUUACAAUGAUGCACAAUUCAAGAAGUAUGACCAUCGUAUAUGGGUUUAUGUGUCCCGGGAUUUCAGUCUAAAGAAAAUUGGAAGCUCUAUAAUUUCUCUAAUACCAAUAGAAGGAGGCCAGCAGAAUAGGGAUACACUGGAAGCCAUAAAUCAGUGCCUAGAUAACCUACUCCGUGGCAAGAAGGUUCUUAUUGUUUUAGAUGACUUAUGGGAGGAAAAGGACACUGUGUUGGGGAAACUGAGGAGUAUGCUUCAGGUGGGCAAGGGCACUACCAUAGAUGUCAUAGUAACCACGCGCAAGGAAGACAUUGCAAGGAAAGUUUCUACAUGUACACCAUACAAGCUGCAGCCUUUAAAUGAUUAUACAUGCUGGGAAAUAAUUAAGAGAUAUAGCAGGUUUGAAGAUCAACAUUACCAAGAAAGAUUAGAGAAGAUAGGAUUGGACAUUGCAAAGAAAUGUGGAGGUGUGGCAUUAGCAGCUCAAGCACUUGGAUACAUGCUACAGUCCAAAGACCUGUCCGGAUGGACUGAAAUAAACAACAGUGAUAUCUGGAAUGAAUCUUUUGAAGAUAAUGGUGGUGUGCUACCAUCCUUGAAGUUGAGUUAUGAAAGGAUGCAACCACAGCUAAGGAUAUGCUUUUCUUAUUGUGCCAUAUUCCCAAAAGGCCAUAAUAUUGCUAAAGAUGAUUUGAUUCACCAAUGGAUUUCUCUUGGUUUUAUCGAGCCAUCGAUGGGGAAGGAAUACACCAGGCAACUUUUGGGCAUGUCCUUCCUUGAAGUUUCAAAGUUGCCCAAGACAUCGGGAGAUCAUAUGAAGCGGUACGCUAUGCACGACCUGGUGCAUGAUCUGGCAACAUUAAUCAUGGGUGAUGAGUUAAUUGUUUCUAAUGUUGCAUCGAAGAAUAAUAAAGCACAUAGCCAUAAAUAUUGUCGUUAUGCAUCGGUUACCAAAUAUGAUCACAUAGCAAGGUUAUCCAAUGUUUUACCCUCAAAGGUGAGGGCACUUCAUUUCUCAGAUAGAGGCAAGCUGGAUCUCUCUUGUGGGGCAUUUUCAUUUGCAAAGUGCUUGCGUAUUUUGGAUUUUAGUGGAUGCUCUGGUAUACUGUUGCCAGCCUCUAUUGGGCAACUGAAGCAGCUGAAGCACCUUACUGCUCCAGGAAUGCAAAAUGAAGUUCUCCCAGAGUUUAUGACUGAGCUAUCAAAACUACAGUACCUGAACCUGAAUGGAUCUUCUCACAUUUCCGCACUACCAGAAUCAAUGGGCAAUCUCUGGUGUCUGAAAUAUCUGGGUUUGUCAGGUUGUUCUCGCAUAACAAAACUGCCAGGAUCAUUUGGUGAAUUAAAAUGUAUGACGCAUCUUGACAUGUCAGGUUGUUUUGGGAUAAGAGAAUUGCCAGCCUCACUUGGCAAUCUCACAAAUUUACAGCAUCUUGACAUGUCACGUUGUUCUGGGAUAAGAGAACUGCCAGCCUCACUUGGCAAUCUCACAAAUUUACAGCAUCUUGAGUUAUAUAAAUGCUCUAAUGUCGAAGCGAUUCCUGAAUCUUUGUGUGGUCUCAUGCAUCUCCAGUAUUUGAACUUAUCAUGUUGUCGUUAUAUCACACGGCUACCAGAUGCUAUAGGCAGCCUGGUCAAUCUACAGUAUUUAAACAUGUCAUGGUGUUGUGUCAGGGAAUUUCCAGAGUCAUUCAACAGGCUCCGUAAUUUGUUGCAUCUAGAUUUGAGUGACUGCUAUAUUGAGAAAGGCUUAGCGGGAGCUCUGCAUGGCCUCACCGCGUUACAAUAUCUGGAUAUGUCAGGCGUGGCGUGCACGCAGAAUAUUUGGAUAUGUGAAGAUCUACCUGUAACUAUGAGAAAACUCACCAAUCUUAAGGAUUUGAAAUUAAAUUCUUUCCUUGGUACCAAUCUUAAUUUUAUAAGUACACUUACCAAUUUGGAGCAUCUAGACCUAUCAUCGAACGGAUUUGAGUAUCUACCAGAAAGUAUUGGUAAUCUCAAAAGGCUGCAUACACUGAAUCUCAAGAAUUGCUGGAUGCUCGAGUCCCUCCCAGAGAGUAUAGUCUAUGCAACUGGACUGAAGUCUGUACUGCUGGACGGGUGCCGACGCAAAUUUAUGGAUCAGGCCAGUUCUUUAUUGCACUAUUCACUAACAUUACCACUUUUUAAGGUUCGUGCUGAUGACUUCAGUGCUCAUAGCAAUCUGCAUGUGCUCGAGGGUGAAAAUGUCGUCGGUGAGUUACAUAUAGUUUCUAUUGAAAACGUACGACUUCUAGAGGAAGCACGGAGACUUAACCUUUUGACCAAACAGAAUCUGUUGAGCUUGAAACUGGCUUGGACAUGGAAAUCGAAUGCUUAUCGACAUCUGGAGGACAAGGAUUUGUUGGGACAACUAGUGCCACCAAUGAGCCUGAAGGACUUGAGUCUAGAAGGUUAUAGCAGUCCGAGCUUUCCUGGUUGGCUCAUGGCAAUUUCUCAUCAUCUCCCUAAUCUUACUUGUAUUGAAUUGAAGGAUCUGCCUACAUGUAGCAACCUACCACCACUUGGACAGUUACCGUACUUAGAAAGCCUACGUCUCUGUAAUAUACCCAAUGUUUCAAAAAUUGACGGGGGCAUCUGCGGUGGCAAAGGAGCAUUUCCCCGACUAGCACACUUCAUAGUAUAUAUUAUGCAAGGAUUGGAGGAGUGGAAUACAACAUGUCCUGGCGAAGAUGGUGUGGAGGAGUUCAUGUUCCGUAUGCUAGAUGUACUGCAUGUAGCUGAAUGUCCAAAGUUGAGGUUGAAACCAUGCCCACCCAAAUGUCGUGAGUUCGUAAUAUUUGAUUGCGACCAAGUUAUAUCUUCACUGGAGAAGGUACAAACCAGCAGCGAUCGCUGCAACUCUAUCCCAACCACCACCAGACUGGCUAUCAGCCGGACAAGACAGCACCAGAGUUUCAGGUUGUUUCACCACUUCCCUGCCCUCCAGAAGUUGAGUUUCUACUUCUGUUCAAAUCUGACGAGCUUGCCGGAGGGCAUACAACAACUCUCCUCCCUUCAGUCGCUCGAGUUGAGAUAUUGUCACAGCAUAUCAGCACUGCCAGAAUGGCUGAGCGACAUCUCCUCUCUUACAAAGCUCGUCAUCAAGCGCUGUGAUAGCAUCAAGUCUUUGCCUGCAUGUAUACAGCACCUCACCAACCUCCAGCAGUUAGUUAUUGAUGGGAACCAGGAACUACUGCAGUGGUGCGAGUCAGAAGAGAACAAGGCUAAGCUCGCACACAUUAACAUAUCGAUUUAUGAGUAGCUUUUGACCUUCUUAACCAAGUACCAUAAAAAUGCCACCAGGGAAAAAGGCAGGUCACAACCAGUUGGACUUGAAUUAUGUCUGUAGAAGUGCAGCUUCAGUUUUAACAUACUUGCCUUCACCUAUUCUCCUUCUGAAAUUGCUUUUGACCCCCAGUAUGUCAUGUGGCUGUGAGACAUUUCUGGGAAACAAGCUCAAAUCAUGUUGAAUCAAAUGAUGUUCACUAGAUCUCAGAUACUGCAGAGCAUAAAGAAGCUGUAGUGUAGUUCACUACAUUUCCUCCAGAGGCCCAUUAAGGCUUUCAGCACAGGCAAAACAUUUGAACUCUAACUGCUUCUGUUAGUGAACUCUGUUUGGUUCUUCAAAUUCUGCAAUAGAUUUUGUCUUCUGUUGAACUUU